AAAAAUAAAAACCAGCAAAGUGAGUCUACAGUGAAUGAAAUUCUGUUGUGCUGAAUGUUUCUGUUCUCCAGUAAUGAGCAGCAUGACUUCAAUUUAACAUGUAACUCAUGUGACUCAUGUGAACGAAUGAAAAACACCAUUCAUAGAACCAAGACUUUUAAACUACGACACAUCUAUAAAUGUUUAUGAGAAAUAUGUCUUAUUUUAAUAAUCAAAACUUUCAGGACACACCCCUUUAUGUUCAGUGAUGUAAAGUGGGUGGAGUCACAACAUCUUGUGCUCACUCGAGAAGCAUCAGUUUAAUACACAGAUGUCCACCGACAUGGCAGCUGACCAGAGAAAAAAACCUGGCGUUGUGAUUAAAGAUGGCUGGACGGGUUACAGUUUGGAGUUGUUUAAUUAUCCUGAGCAUUACAAGGGAGAUCUGGAGUGUGUGUACAUCCCUCAUGGAGUCAUCAUGAACAGGAUCGAGUGUCUGGCCAGAGACAUCCUUGAGGACAUCGGACAUCAUGACAUGAUGGUUCUGUGUGUCCUGAAGGGUGGAUACAAGUUCUGUUCGGACCUGGUGGAGUCCAUCAAAGCUCAGAGCCGCAGCACCAACAGCAGACUGACCACCAGGGUGGAGUUCAUCCGCUUCAAGAGCUAUCUAAAUGACCAGUCCACUGAAGAUCUGCAUAUCAUCGGGCCAGACGACCUCUCCAUGCUGAAAGGGAAGAACGUCUUGAUUGUGGAGGCGAUAGUGGACACAGGAAAGACCAUGAGAGCCCUUUUGCAGCACGUGGAGACUUUCCAACCCAAGAUGGUUAAAGUAGCAGGGCUCCUGGUGAAGAGGGUUCCUCACGGCGCGGCAGAGCUUCCAGACUAUGUUGGAUUUGUCAUUCCUAAUCGCUUUGUGGUGGGUUAUGCUCUGGACUACAAUGAAUACUUCAGGGACCUCAAUCACAUCUGCGUCAUCAGUGAGACGGGGAAGCAGAAAUAUAAAGUGUGACGAAGCUCCCUUCGAGAGGAAUGGACAUUUAUAUUACCGUAACAGAUGAAAAGCUCGCUCUGACACAAGAUUACUGUGUUCUCCAAUCAGAGAUCUGAUAUCUGUAACUGACAUGCUCAAUUAUCGUUGAAAUAUUAUAUAAUUUGUUUUGCAUGUAUUGGGUGAAAUCAUAUCGCAAUACUAAAAACAUGAUAUGAUGUGGAAAACAGACUUUCUCUGAUUGGUUUUAAAUGCUGUAUUCGUGUAAGAGCCCAGCUGUUCAUUUGGGAAAGAAUGACUUUUUUUGAGAGACCAUCUAUGCACUGAAGACAUCGUAUCCAUUCCAAAGCUUACAUCAUUCACUUACUGUAUGGAUUCAUCCAUCCAUGCUGCUUUUUACAAUGCAAACUGUAUAAAAGUAGGUUUUCGGAGAUCAGCAGAAAAACAAAACAGUAGAAUCAGUUAACCCUUGUGUACUGUUCAAAUUAACUCCCCUUUUAUUAUGUUGGUGGCUGUUUUUUCCCUUUUGACUUCCAUUAUAUUGACAUUAGAUUUGAUUGCGAAGACAUGAAUGCAUAUAAUCGUGCAAACUUGACUGUUGGUGGUUUUCCCUGUUGGGAAGAGGUAAAAUGUGUCAUUUUUACUGUUGAUCAUCAGUUGGCAGCAUUAAUCCUUUACAUAGGCCUUUUUAUGUAGUUCUAUAGAGUAAAACGGCAGAUUAUAGUGUGUGUGUGUGUGUGUGCAUUAAUACACUUACUAUGUUCUGAGAGCUGAGCUGCUUAUUUGGAUUUUCUCAGGCCCCCUUUACAUUAUUACGUUUUAGUUUUAAAACACAUACGUUUCGCUAUGGUUAUGUCUUCCGUUCACACUACCCCAGAGUUUUCGAGCCCUGAUAAUGGAGUGUUUUGAAAACGCUGAAGAGGUCAUUUGGUUUUAAAACGCUGCUGCUUUGUGUCAGUGUGGAUUGGGGAAAGCUGAGACAUCUGAAAACAGAGACGUGGCUGCAGACAUUCGCAUCUGAUUGGAGCUUUUUCUGAAUGUCAACCAUUCAUUCAUCCAUUCAUCAAUUCACCAACCCUCCCAUUGAUUUAUUUAUCCAUUUAGUCAUCUUACCACCAGUCCAUACACCCAAGCAAUCACACACCCAUCCUACCACCAUACAAUCCAUACAAACAACCAACCAAUCCUACCGCCUGUCCAACCAUCCAUCCUACCAUCCAUUUACUGUACCAAUCCUACUAUCUAUCCAUCUACUCACACAUCCUACUGUCAAUCCAUUGUCAAUCCACAACAUAAAGCAGUUGUUUUAUAGUAUUGCCAUCAAGACUGGGCACAGAUUUGAUGCUGUAGUGGAAAUGCACUAUAAUGGUACAACGGGAUCCAUCCAUCCUACCAUCCAUCCAUCAAUUAACCAAUCCUAUCAUCUAUUCAUUUAUCCAUUUAGUCAUCCUACCUCCAAUCCAUACACCAACCCACGCACCCAUCCUACUGCCAAUCCAACCCUCUAUGCAUUCAUCCAUUCACCAAUUCUACCAUCUAUACAUCCACCCACCCUACCCCCAAUUCAAUCAUGCAUCCUACCAUCCAUCCACCAAUUCAAUAAUCCUAUCAUCUAUUAAUUCAUCAAUUUAGUCAUCCUACCACCAAUCCAUACACCCAUGCACCCACCCAUCCUACCACCAAUCCAUACAAACAACCAACCCACCCAUUUUACUAUCCUACCAUCCAUGUACGAAUCCUACCCUCUAUUCAUUUGUCCAUUUAGUCAUCUUACCAUCAAUCCAUACACCCAUCCUACCACCAUUCCUUACACCCACCCACCAACCUAUCCUACAACCAAUCCAUACAAAAAACCAACCAUCCAUCCUACCAUCCAUGUACCAAUCCUACCAUCUAUUCAGUUAUACAUUUAGUCAUCCUACAACCAAUCCAUACACCCAUGCACCCACCCACCCAUGCUACCACCAAUCCAUACACCCACCCAUCCUACUUCCAAUCCAUACAAACAAACAACCAACCAACCCAUCCUACAACUUGUCCAACCAUCCAUCCAACCAUUCAUUUACCAAUCCUACCAUCUAUUCACCCAUCCUACUGUCAAUCCAGCUAUUCAUCCAUCCUCCUAUUCGACCACCCACCUAUCCAUCCAUCUAAUAACCAAUCCUAUCAUCUAUCCAUUCAUCCACCCACUUAUCCUUCGACCAAUCCAACCAUCCAGUCAUUCAUCCAUCCAUCCAUCCUUCCCACUUGUAUUCGGUUCCAGAAAGAUAACACAUGUAUUUGCAUUCAAGUAAAAGUGUGCUAAACAGAGAACAUCUGAACAGCCUCGAAUAAAGAUGAUUUAUUGAAAUAUUUUAUUGAAA
This is a messenger RNA of Danio rerio (zebrafish), 3330 nucleotides long. The record is from RefSeq and is a predicted model, not a curated record. NCBI's taxonomy places the organism in Eukaryota, Metazoa, Chordata, Actinopteri, Cypriniformes, Danionidae.